Messenger RNA from Salvia hispanica, 712 nucleotides. The record is from RefSeq and is a predicted model, not a curated record. Lineage: Eukaryota; Viridiplantae; Streptophyta; Magnoliopsida; Lamiales; Lamiaceae.
UUUAAUAUCCCAAUUUACACACACACACACAUUGUCACAUAAUUUUAGCAGGUAAAUCAUCAUGCUAUCAUUAAUGUGGAGAGUCAAGAGAAGGGAUUCUUCUAAUUCCGAGAAAAAAAAUAUUUUCGAUAUUUUUUCGAAUAGAAGUAGUUAUUCGAGUGAAGAAAAUAUGAAAUCCGAAGAUGGAGUUUCUUGCGACGAUUAUCAAUGUUCUUACAAUUUUCUCAACUCUUGCCACCUCUGUCACAAGCCAUUGAGUGGCAAAGAAAUUUACAUGUAUAGGGGUGAAAUAGGAUUUUGUAGUGAUGAAUGCAGAAGCAAGCAAAUGUAUUUGGAUGACAUGAAGAAAAUUGAAAUUUCUACGAAAAGAAUCUUGGCAUCUUUUCAUGAGCGACGUCGCAAUGGAGGUGGCCGGUGCGAAGCUAGAGGUGUCGGAAGAGCCGAGGCGGCGGCGGCGACGCCCAUUUUCGCCUUGCAGUAGAGAAGUUUUUAGUUAAUGGAAAGGUGGUUUGGUGACAAAUUUAGCUCGAGUGGGAGUUAGGUUAAUUAAUUAGCUUAUUUAGCUCAUGUAUUUUUUAUCGUUCACAAAAACUAGUCCUAUAAUUGAGUAAUGUACUUAGAUUUUAAGAAAUAUAUGGUAUAGUAGUAUGUUAUACUAAUAGGUGUUGUGAGUAGAAAUAUGAGUUGAUUUUAAGGUGAAACUUUAUUAUUA